Drosophila subpulchrella is the source of this 1636-nucleotide messenger RNA. It is a transcript of the gene SmydA-6, whose product is annotated as SET domain-containing protein SmydA-8. Lineage: Eukaryota; Metazoa; Arthropoda; Insecta; Diptera; Drosophilidae. The transcript is spliced from 4 exons. The coding region runs from base 43 to 1539 and encodes 498 amino acids. The record is from RefSeq and is a predicted model, not a curated record. Gene Ontology annotation, molecular function: protein binding.
UGUCAGUAUGCCAAAGGUAGCCGAAGGGAACGCGAUCAGAGAAUGGCUGCAGUAACGGAUGAUUUUGUGAACAAGUGCGAGAUAAAGCAGAAUGACACGCUGGGCAGGUUUGUGGUUGCCCGGUGCAAUCUUCGAGCUGGCGAGACCCUGCUGCUGGAGAGUCCCAUCGUGGUGUUGCCCCAAAUGGGCGAUCGUCGCUGCUCCAAGUGCUUCAAGCUCACCGAGAGCUUUUGCAGAAAGUGCCGUCUUUUGGCCUUGUGCGAGGAUUGCGAGGAUCAUGACGUGCGCAAUUGCCAGAGGCUUUCUGAGCUGGAGCUUUCGGAGGACCAACUGGCGGUUCUCCAGGGAAAGGAGCACACCGAAGUCCAGGCAGCCCUUAAGUGUCUGCUUCUGAGGGAGCACCAAGAAACCCAACCCUUGUACGAGGAGAUGACCCAAAUGGAAGCCCAUCUGGCGGCUAGAAAGGGCACCGACAUUUGGAAAACGUACCAGGAGCAUGCCUUUGCUCCUUUGGAGAAUGGCGGAGUGCUGAAACAACUGCGUGGCGGUGCGGACGAGGAGCUGGUGCAGGGCCUACUGGGUAUCCUGGACAUCAAUGCCUUUGAGAUAAGGGCUCCAGAACCGGGAGGCUCCAUACGAGGAUUGUACCGGAGGGCGGCACUUUUUUCCCACAGCUGCAUGCCCAACUUGCAGACCGCCAUCGACGACGAGCGGCGGAUUAAGGUCUUCUCCAAUCGGUUCAUUGCCGCCGGGGAGAUCCUCUACAACUGCUACACCAACGUGCUCCUGGGCACAGAGGAGCGUCGACAAAUCCUCAGGGAGGGCAAGUGCUUCGACUGCACCUGUCCGCGUUGCCAGGAUCCCACCGAACUGGGCACCCACAUGAGCAGUUUCAUCUGCAGCCACUGCUCCUGCCGGGGGGGCUACAUAGUCCGUCAGAGGGAGACGGGAACCUGGCAGUGCCUCCUCAAUCCGGAGCACUCGCUGAAACAGGAGUUUGUAUCGAACAUGCUGGAGCGGGCUAAGGAGGAAAUAUUCCAUGCCAGGGAUGAUAUAUACAGGCUGGAGCUUCUGUUGGCCAAAUUGACCCGCCUUCUGCAUGGGAAUCAUUUCCUAAUGCUGGACAUAAAACAAAACAUUGCCUCUAUCCUUCGGCAGAUCCUUCAGAACAUAACGCACCGGCCAAAUAAGAAGGUCUACGAGAGGAAGAUCCGUUUGUGCCAGGAGAUACUACUCGUGCUCAAGGUGAUAGCUCCUGGCGUCUCCAGACUAAAGUCUAUCGCUCUCUAUGAACUGGCCAACACGCAGGCGGAACUGGCCAGAAAACUGUUCAGCGAGCAGGAACAGAGUUCCAGGGAUCUAGUGGUGGAACUGGAACAAGUUGAGGUCAUGCUAAGGGAAUCGCUGCGAAUGCUUUUAUUUGAGCCCUUGGCCACUCCAGAAGGUCAGCUUUCGCGCACCAUGCUCCGCGAGUUGAAGGAGCUGCAGGAUGAUAUAAAAACUGUUCGAAAAUCGAAUGACGAUGUGGGUAAUCAGUAAAAGUACUCGCUUGGGCAGUUGAAAAUUCUUUUUGAAUUAAGUAAUGGUUAUCGUUUCUUAUAUGGAAGCAACAUGAUUUAAAUUGCCUUAUUAAAAA